Rhagoletis zephyria (snowberry fruit fly) is the source of this 1143-nucleotide messenger RNA. RefSeq names its product farnesol dehydrogenase-like. NCBI's taxonomy places the organism in Eukaryota, Metazoa, Arthropoda, Insecta, Diptera, Tephritidae. The record is from RefSeq and is a predicted model, not a curated record.
UUGAAAACGAUUGUAACUGGUAGUAAGCAAAACUUUAAGUGGAAAAUAUGGAACGUUGGAAUAAUCGCAUUGCUGUAGUCACAGGUGCAAGCUCUGGUAUUGGAGCCGCUAUUGUUCGACACCUGGCCACCAGGGGACUUGUUGUGGUAGGUCUCGCACGUCGCGUGGAACGAGUGGAAGCGCUGCGGAAUGAAGUAGAUGCCGUGGCGGCGAAACGCAUCCAUGGCCUCCAAUGUGAUAUGCGAAAUGAGGCAGAAGUCGUAGCUGCCUUUAAGAAAAUCGAAGCCAAGUAUGGACCUGUGGCGGUUUUGGUAAAUAACGCUGGUAUUGGCCGUCAUAGCUCUUUGUUAGCUGAAGGCAGUUCUCACGAUGCCCGAGAUAUCAUUGAAACUAAUGUAUUGGGGUUGGUUAAUGCCACACGGGAAGCAUUUCGCUCGAUGAAGGCAAACGGUGGUGAUGGACAUGUUUUCUUAAUCAAUAGUAUUACCGGACAUCGAGUGCCAAGUGUCCUUAGUAUUCCAAUGAAUAUCUAUUCACCAUCCAAAUUUGCGGUAACUGCAUUGGCAGAAGUUUAUCGUCAAGAGUUUUUGAGCAUGCAAACCCAAGUGAAAAUUACGAGUAUUAGCCCUGGUUUUGUAGACACGGAAAUAAUAACAAGCGAAAUGGCUGAAAAAUUGAAAAAUAUGCCACGUUUAAAGGCGGACGAUGUUGCCGAUGCUUUAAUUUAUUGUUUGCAAACUCCGCCCCAUGUACAGAUUCAUGAGCUGACCAUUAAGCCUGUUGGAGAGAAAGUUUAGCGCGCGCGGAUAAGUGUAUAUAUGUACAUACAUAUAGAUGUGCUUACUUAUUAGAAUACGUGAUGUUUUUUUAUCGUUAUCUUAGUAAAAAAAUCAGUGAUCUAUUCAAAUUUAAAUUUAAGUACAUACAUACUUACUUUCAAGAAAAUUUAAAUUUUUAAUAAGUACAUGGAUUAGGUAAAUGUUCAAAUAUUUAUUAUUUUAGUUUAAUUUACCGUCUAUAUAAACAAGAUAUUCUUAAAGAUUAUUUAAUAAGUUGGCAUUAAGUUUUUUUACAUUAACUACAAAAUUUAUAAGAUGAUGCUUAAAAAUAAAGUUAAAGUACAGUUACGUAAUAGUCAACCGC